AUGAGUAUUUUAUGGCCUCGUUUAAUUUGCCUUGGCACGGUACUUUACUACAAACUUAGUCUUGGAUCACCCAGGAUUCCCGAAGAAUUUGAAGCUGAUUUGUUCCAAGGCUUGCCAACUUUGACAUCUCGGCCUGCAACAUCGAGAAGGCUUCCUGAGGAGUUCCACAUAAUUGAUGAUCCUUUUCAGGCAUAUGAUGAGUUCUUACUACCACAUGAGCACAUUUUCAAAUCCGACGGCUGGAAGGAACAGGCAAUCUCUGACCCUUGGGAAGAAGGAGUCGGAAGUAUUGGGUCACUAUCAAAAGAAAAGAUGGAUGACAUGAUUGGCGAUGAUGCCAAUGAAUACAAUGGACCAGUUGAACAGGCCACUAAUCGGGGUGAAAAUCCUGAUUCUAUCCUGGGGAAACACUCAAGAGACGAACCAAUAGGAGGAGUAGAUCGUCCUCAAAUCCAAGCGCCCAAGGAACCCCGACGGGUCUACAUGAAAAGAUGGUAUCGGUUGGCGGACUUGGACAAGCUCGAUAUCUUGAGUCUUUAUGCACUCGCGCUGAGGAGACAUAAGAUUCAAGAUACAAAUGGUGAGCAGGCAGCGAUUACUAAGAAGUACAAGAAUCUCGUCAAAGCAGAAUUGAAGGAGGUCGUGGCUCACACGUUUGGAGCUCCAACUUUGGUUAAAAACUUACCGAUCAAAAUCUCAAAGAGUGACAAAGGAGUCAAGAACACGUACGAAGUCCAGGUGAGACUGACAAAGAAGAACGGCUCAGUAGUACCAAAAACACACAGUUACCAAAUCUUGAGAAUCAUCGACGCUCUUGACAUUUAUCAUAACUUGGCCAAGUCUGGUGGACUAGAUCAAGUGAUGUUAGGGAUAAAAGGGAGUGCAUACAGAUAUUUGAUGGGAUGGCUUUUCGGCCUUUUGUUUAGAGAAACUCCGGGUAGAUGGCCCCUACUUGGCCGAAUUAAAGUCGAAUAUCCGCUAAAAAAUCCCGAAAAAUUCUUCCAGAGUAAACCCCAGAAAUGGCUAUCGGAACUACUAUCUGAAAAGUUGGUUGAUAAGACCCAAGUGUUCAUUGCUGCGAUGGAACUGAUGGGGCUUUGGUACGAAGACUUGAUCGCUGGUCAAAUCAGCUUCGCCAAAAACAAUCCUUCAAGAAACAUUCCUCUUCUUCCCAGCUUUGAUAAGGAAGUUUACGAAAGAGAACUUAUGAAAGCAUUACAAAAAAGUUACUAUCCACAUCCAGCUGAAAGACACCAUGAGUCCCACAACUGA
Messenger RNA from Puccinia triticina, 1272 nucleotides. RefSeq lists its product as uncharacterized. The transcript is spliced from 3 exons. Lineage: Eukaryota; Fungi; Basidiomycota; Pucciniomycetes; Pucciniales; Pucciniaceae. Bases 1 to 1272 code for a protein of 423 amino acids. The record is from RefSeq and is a predicted model, not a curated record.